GCCAAAAACUUGCAAGACACGACUCGACUGUAUGACUUUUUGGGCUAUUUUAACGACAGCUUAACAUAAACACAACUGAAAUCCGGAACUUUUAAGAGGUACGAAUAUUUCUGACACGUCUAUGCGCUGAGGGUGAUGAUCAUAUGAGAGGUUGUCCUAAAUGGCUAAAAGUGAGACAGAGGAGAUGAUAGAAAUAGAGCUUGAUGACCGGGAGAAACAAACUUGUUUGGAGGAGGGAGUUGAAGAGCAGACCAUCACUGCAUCUGAUUUGAUUCAACAAGAUAUAGACAUCAAUGAGCCUAUUGGCAACUUGAAGAAACUUUUGGAGCCUCGUGUCCAAAUCUCACUGGAUACAUUUGAGAUAUGCCUGCAAGAUAUUCAGCUCCACCCGGAUCACAGCCUUUUCGAUCAGGGAGUAAAGACAGAUGGCACCGUGCAGCUGAGCCUGCAGAUUAUAGCCAGACCAGGAGAGGAGAAGCUGAACAUCUUAGAGAUCGUGAAGCCAGUAGAAACAGUAGAAGUGGUGAUCGAUCCAGAUGCAGCAGGAGAGGAAGGAACGUUGGUGGAGGAGGGACAGCUCAUUGCCGUAGAGCGGUCUUCGCUGUCCGAUGAGACCUCAGAGCAGGUUACCCGGUGGGCCGCCGCACUCGAAGGCUACCGCAAAGAGCAGGUCCGCCUCGGGAUACCAUACGACCCCAUGCUGUGGUCGGCUGAUCAGGUGAUCCACUGGGCUGUGUGGGUAAUGAAGGAGUUCAACAUUGAUGAGAUGGAAAUCGGCAGCAUCCACAUCCCGGGCCGAGACCUCUGCAGUUUCAGCCAAGAAGAGUUCCUUCAGAAAGUUCCCAAUGGAGAGAUACUCUGGAGUCACCUGGAACUCCUACGCAAAUGCCCACUGACGCACCACAGCAGCCCUCAGAAAGUUCCCAAUGGAGAGAAUCCUUGGAGUCACCAGGAACUCCUACACAAAUAUGUUCUGGCAAGUCAAGACCAGUCUGGAGGAGACGCUACCGUUACUAUAGAUCAACCGGUGCAGAUAAUUCCUGCUCAGGUGAGCACCCCUACUGCUAUAAAGGUCCUGAAGCAGAACCGAGGCCCCAGAACGCCCCGUAUAUCCGGAGAAGAGCGCAGUUCACCAGGCAACCGUACAGGUAACAAUGGCCAGAUCCAGCUUUGGCAGUUCCUGCUGGAGCUGCUGACGGACAAAGAUUCAAGAGACUGCAUCUCCUGGGUGGGAGAGGAGGGAGAGUUCAAACUCAACCAGCCCGAGCUCGUGGCGCAGAAAUGGGGCCAGCGCAAGAACAAACCCACGAUGAACUACGAGAAGCUCAGCCGAGCCCUAAGGUAUUACUACGACGGGGACAUGAUCAGCAAGGUGCAGGGCAAGCGCUUCGUCUACAAGUUUGUGUGCGACCUGAGGACUCUGAUCGGCUACAGCGCCGCUGAGCUCAACUGUCUGGUCACCGAGUGUGAGCAGAAGAAACUGGCUCGCAUGCAGAUGCACGGUAUCGGGCAGCCCAUCACUACAGUAACCCUGGCAACCACCACACUGGACAAGGACAGCUGAAGGAGCUCACACACACACACACACACACACACACACACGGCUCCUCAGCUUCAACGGGCAAAAGUGGGACUUCCACCGCUGACUGGAAAACGUGUCCUCGAGGCACGAAGAAGACGCAAGGCUGAUCCCCGAUCGUUCUGGAUUAACAACUCUGUUCUUGUAUUUACAGUUUAAAUCAGCUUAGACUGAAGCAGUGAACAUUUUCUAUCGCUUUUUUUUUCUUCUUUCUUUCCAGGAGGGAGAUUGUGAUUACUGAUUGUUGUGUGCAUGACUGAAUGAGUGUGAAUGAAACCCAAUUAAGAGCUUGGUGUUGUGCGUUACUUGUAUGUAGUUCAGCAUAAAUUCCACUGUAUAUACUGAUACCACGUUUUUGAUAGCCGCGAGGGCAAGUGUAUUUUCAUAUUUUCCAUUUAUAGAGGACCCAUUUUGUAUUUUAUUUAGUGGUUUUUUCCCUAAAUUGUUGGGCCCUUUUCGUCCACUAGGGGGAAAUAAAGUGACAAGCAUUUUCAUAAAAGCUUUGCAAAAAUCA
Molecule: messenger RNA, 2093 nt
Organism: Cololabis saira (Pacific saury)
Lineage: Eukaryota; Metazoa; Chordata; Actinopteri; Beloniformes; Belonidae
Gene: gabpa
Product: GA binding protein transcription factor subunit alpha
Exons: 11
Coding region: 161-1564 (467 amino acids)
Biological process (GO): regulation of transcription by RNA polymerase II; cell differentiation
Cellular component (GO): nucleus
Molecular function (GO): sequence-specific DNA binding; DNA-binding transcription factor activity, RNA polymerase II-specific
Source: RefSeq, a predicted model, not a curated record